AUGGCUAAACGCGCCAAGAAGGUCGGGAUAGUCGGGAAAUACGGGGCCCACUAUGGUGCCUCCCUCCGGAAAAUGGUGAAGAAAAUUAAAAUCAGCCAGCACGCCAAGUACACUUGCUCCUUCUGUGGCAAGACCAAGAUGAAGAGACGAGCCGUUGGCAUCUGGCACUGUGGUCCCUGCACAGUGGCUGGUGGGGCCUGGACCUACAAUACCACUUCUGCCAUCACAGUGAAGUCUGCCAUCAGAAGACUCAAGGAACUGAGAAGUGCUACCGUUUGA
Molecule: messenger RNA, 279 nt
Organism: Acomys russatus (golden spiny mouse)
Lineage: Eukaryota; Metazoa; Chordata; Mammalia; Rodentia; Muridae
Product: 60S ribosomal protein L37a-like
Exons: 1
Coding region: 1-279 (92 amino acids)
Biological process (GO): translation
Cellular component (GO): ribosome
Molecular function (GO): structural constituent of ribosome
Source: RefSeq, a predicted model, not a curated record